UAAGAACAUGACUGAUUAUUCAUUCAUCCGAUGUCAUGAAAUACCCACUCCUUCAAUGAAUGUAUCUUCCUUGAUUUGACCUAAUACUUGUGCUGAAAAACCACCAAAAGCGAUUUUCAGCCCACACCCACACCACCUUCCUUGGUCUUUAUUGUCCUUAUUUAUCAGAACUGUAAAUUCCAUACCUCAUUUUAGUUCUAAAGCUAUGUGAUUCCCUAGUGCACUUUGUCUUUUUUCUUUGAACAUUUAUGUUCCAAUGAAUGGAAGCUCCAUCAUUCUGUACACGUGUUCCCUUUGCAGUGAAAGAAAGGAGGCUUCCAGGUUUUAAACUUGUAAGACUAUUUUUUGUCUGGUAAUGGUGAGAAUUUGAUAAAUAUGAUGAUGACGAUGAUGGUUGUCACUUCUCUGCCGCAACUACCUUUGAAAUAAAAAGCACACCUAAGUGCUGGACUUCUUGUGCUUCUUUUUUUUCCUUUUACACUGUUGUUUUUCCAGAGACAUAAUAAAGAGAAGAAGACAUCAAAGACUUGCAGUGGGAAUACUUUUGACAAAAAGAAAAACUAUGGAACGUUACGAGAUUGUGAAAGAUAUAGGAUCUGGGAAUUUUGGUGUGGCCAAGCUUGUUAGAGAUAGAUGGACAAAAGAACUCUUUGCUGUUAAGUUCAUUGAGAGAGGCCACAAGAUUGAUGAACAUGUGCAAAGGGAAAUCAUGAAUCAUAGAUCAUUAAAACAUCCCAAUAUUGUUAGAUUCAAAGAGGUUCUUAUUACACCUACACAUCUAGCCAUAGUCAUGGAGUAUGCUGCAGGUGGAGAGCUCUUUGAGCGCAUAUGCAGUGCUGGUAGAUUUAGUGAAGACGAGGCAAGGUUUUUCUUUCAGCAAUUGAUAUCAGGAGUCAGUUACUGUCAUUCCAUGGAAAUAUGUCACAGAGAUCUUAAGCUUGAAAACACUCUCCUCGAUGGCAGCACCGCACCGCGUGUCAAAAUAUGUGAUUUCGGGUACUCAAAGUCAUCUGUGUUGCAUUCUCAACCAAAAUCUACUGUAGGAACACCGGCUUAUAUAGCCCCCGAGGUUCUCUCCAAGAAAGAAUAUGAUGGCAAGAUUGCAGAUGUUUGGUCCUGUGGAGUCACCUUGUUUGUUAUGUUAGUUGGGGCAUAUCCCUUUGAAGAUCCUAAUGAUCCCAAAAACUUCAAAAAUACAAUUGGGCGAAUACUCAGUGCUCACUACUCGAUUCCGGAUUAUGUCAGAGUUUCCAUGGAGUGCAAACAUCUUUUAUCUCGGAUAUUUGUGGCUAAUCCUGAAAUGAGAAUAACUAUACCAGAAAUUAGAAGCCACCCUUGGUUCUUAAAGAACUUGCCAAUUGAACUGAUGGAAGGUGGAAGUUGGCAAAGCCAAGAUGUAAAUAACCCUUCACAAACCAUUGAAGAGGUACAGUUUAUAAUACAGGAGGCCAUGAAAACGACUGAGGUCCCCAAGGUUGGGGAAUUUUCCAUGGGAGGAAGCAUGGAUCUUGAUGAUUUGGAUGCUGAUACAGAUCUUGAUGUAGAUACAAGUGGUGAUUUUGUGUGCCCACUAUGAACUAAAACUAAACAAAUGUGAUCUCUCAUUGUUAUACUAAAGAAGUUUCUGUGAAA
Molecule: messenger RNA, 1632 nt
Organism: Gossypium raimondii (Peruvian cotton)
Lineage: Eukaryota; Viridiplantae; Streptophyta; Magnoliopsida; Malvales; Malvaceae
Product: serine/threonine-protein kinase SAPK2
Exons: 9
Coding region: 563-1576 (337 amino acids)
Biological process (GO): intracellular signal transduction; protein phosphorylation
Molecular function (GO): ATP binding; protein serine/threonine kinase activity
Source: RefSeq, a predicted model, not a curated record